Clonostachys rhizophaga is the source of this 888-nucleotide messenger RNA. The record is from the annotation of a GenBank genome assembly. NCBI's taxonomy places the organism in Eukaryota, Fungi, Ascomycota, Sordariomycetes, Hypocreales, Bionectriaceae.
AUGGGUUCAGUAGCUGAAUUUUCCCUCGCUGCGGCGGAUCUGUUCAAUGUCAAUGGCCUUGUCGCUGUUGUCACCGGGGGGGCAACUGGAAUCGGUCGAAUGAUGGUCAAGGCACUUGAGCAGAAUGGUGCGAAAGUCUAUGUUGUCGGGAUCGACAAAGAUGCCGUAGAGAAAAUGGCCAAAGAAGAGGCGAAGCAUGGAAAUAUAAUCCCCUUGCAGGGCGACGUUACCUCGAAGCAAGACCUAGAGCGUAUCGUCGCUUUUAUUACCAAGGAAACAGGCUACAUUAAUCUCCUUUGUGCAAAUGCCGGUAUUCCGGGGCCUACCCCUAUCAAGAUUACACCAGCAUCUACACUUGAAGAUAUCCAGAGGGAUCUUUGGAACAGCGACGAGGAACAAUUCGAUCGCAUCUUCCAGGUCCACCUCCGCGGCGUAUAUCUGAGUUUUGCAGCAUUCCUACCACUACUCAGUGCUGGCAAUGCCAAGAGAAAUGUAUCUCAAAGUAGUCAGAUGAUCAUCACGGGCUCCAUAGGAGCUUUCGGUCGUGUGCCGCUGGCCCAUUUCGCCUAUUCGGCCAGCAAAGCUGGGGUGACACAUAUGGCAAAACAAUUCGCCACCGCUUUCACUAGACACAACAUUCGAUUCAACGUUAUUGCGCCAGGCCUGUAUCCAUCCGAGAUGACAAAGGAAAUCGUGAAAGCGACUGAGGACCUGAAGCGGAACCCGGAAGCCUAUGCGAGCCAGGUUUCGCCUCUUGGCAGACAUGGCAACGCUCAAGAUAUUACAGGCUGCAUUCUCUGGCUCGCUUCAAAGGCAGGUUCGUGGCUUUCAGGGAUGGUUGUUGUAACAGAUGGAGGUAAACUGUCUAUCACUCCCUCAACAUAUUAG